This is a messenger RNA of Adineta ricciae, 3054 nucleotides long. The record is from the annotation of a GenBank genome assembly. NCBI's taxonomy places the organism in Eukaryota, Metazoa, Rotifera, Eurotatoria, Adinetida, Adinetidae.
AUGACAACUAAAGUUCAAUGGAAACGUCUUGAAACAACAAGCGGUGCGAAUCCCAAACCACGGCAUGGUCAUCGAGCAGUAGCUGUCAAAGAUUUGAUCAUCAUUUUCGGUGGAGGAAACGAAGGCAUUGUCGAAGAUUUGAAUGUUUUUAAUUGCACAACGAAUCAAUGGUUUCAACCAGUAGUCAAAGGAGAGAUACCAACUGGUUGUGCAGCUUUUGGUUUUGCUACUGAUGGCGUACGGAUACUUGUUUUUGGUGGAAUGAUUGAAUAUGGGAAAUAUUCAGCAGAUCUUUGGGAAUUGAAUCCUUUGACAUGGACGUGGAAGAAGAUCAAACCGAAGCCACCACGAACCUCUCCAUCACCUUGUGCUCGACUCGGACACACGUUCACAUAUGCUGAUGGAAAAUAUUAUGUGUUUGGUGGUUUAGCAAAUGAUAGUAAAGAUCCUAAACAGAAUCUCCCACGGUAUUUGAAUGAUUUGUACGCAUUGGAAGGUAAAGGAAAUAAUUUUUCUUGGGAACAACCUAUUCUUCGUGGUGCACAACCAAUGGAACGAGAAUCUCAUUCGUGUGUUGCAUAUCGAGGGCAAACUGAAAAUCGACCGAAGUUAAUUAUCUAUGGCGGAAUGAAUGGUCAUCGAUUAGGCGAUCUCUGGAGUUUCCAUAUUGAUUUUCCGCAAUGGACACAGAUAACUUCGUCUGGUCUAGCACCACAACCUCGUAGUCUUCAUUCGGCAGUUGUUAUUGGACAUCGUAUGCUUGUCUUCGGUGGUUGGGUGCCAUUGAUUUUCUCUGAUAAAAAUGAACAAAUUACUCAUGAAAAAGAAUGGAAAUGUACGAAUACCUUAGCUUCGUUUAAUUUAGAAACAAAUACAUGGGAACUUCUUGGACAAGAAUGUCUCGAUGAAAAUGUUCCACGGGCGCGUGCUGGUCAUUGUGCUGUUGCUGUAAAUACAAGAAUGUACAUAUGGAGUGGAAGAGAUGGUUAUCGAAAAGCGUGGAAUAAUCAAGUCUGUUGUAAAGACUUAUGGUGUUUAGAAACAGCAUGUCCAGGUGAACUAGAAAAAGUGCAAUUACUUAAGGCAGGAAUUGGAAAUUUGGAAAUAUCGUGGACUACUGUUCCAACUGCUGAUUCAUACAUCUUACAAAUUCAACGUGUUGAUACACCUGUCGAACAGUUACCACCAACGCCUACAAUUCUACCGCAGACACCGAUUAAUCCACCUUCGAUGCCGCUGCAAUCUAUUUCAGCUUCGUUAUUUGCAUCGAAAAGUCCUCAGUCAGUGCUUGCAUCAUUAAUUCCGACAUUCACCAAUGAACAACAGCCAACCAGUGCAUCUGCUUCUGCGAUAUCUGACACAAAUGCUGUAACUGAUCAGUGUCUUUCGCCAUCCACCCUUCUAAAUAAAUCUGCAUCAGACUUACUCUCCUUGGCACAUUUAUCGUCAUCUCAAACACCAAUAUCUUCUUCAAUAAGCACAGUCAAUCCUCAAACAUUACCCACUAUAACACAACCUUCGAACAGUACUCCGAAUUCAUCCUUACUCUUUCAAAAACCUGUUUCAGCAACUACGUCAACCGUUCGACCAACAACACCCUCGAACUUCCAAUUUGUCAAUACAACUGCCAACUCGACUGUUCGUCCAAUAGUCCUUCAUCAAAAAGGUGCAACGGCAACAUCACAGCCACAACUUCUUACCGUAAUGCCUGCUGGCGUUCGCGUUCAACAACUAACUCCUGUUGUACGUGCUACAUCGGGACAGCCGACAACCAUUGUUCGAUUUAUGGCGCCAGGUACAUCAACGAUUCGAACUGGCACCGGACAACAACAAAUUAUCCAACUUAACACCAAUAAACAACAACAACCAUUGGUUAUAAAAGCUAUAACAGCAUCUACAGCUAAUCGACAACAAACACAACAACAACCAAUUCUAAUAACUACUAAUACUCAACAGAAAACUAUUUUGCCUCAAAAUCAACAACAACAAGUCUUAGUCAUCAAUCAAAACAUACUGAGUAACAAUCAAGGACAACAAGCAAAAUUCACAUUGCAAACACCGAAUAUUGAUCCGCCUCCUUUAACUAAGAAUGAUCACGAGUCACAAGAACCGGGGCCACCAUCGUCAUCAACAACAACAACAACAACAACAACAUCAAAAGAUGCUCCCAUUCCACAACUUGAUGGCACUGUUGAUGAUCAGUCUUUGCACAAUGGCUCGACUGAUUUGUCAACUUCGUCCAAUGGAACACGGAUAACUGCAUCAACUAGUGAUUCUCAACAAGUAUCAAAUCAUCAAGAAAAUUUAUCAUCAUCAACAGCAACAACAACAGAGACGAAUGAUGAUGGUUGGCAUUUGGUUGGAACGUUCAAAACAACAACAGCUGAUAUAAAACAUUAUUAUGUUCUAUCAUCAAAAAUCGACACUGAUAGUUAUGAUCUCGCUUCAUUACAAGCCCAAAAUUUAGUUAAAAAGGUGGAUUUAGAACCAGGUGUUAUCUACAAACUACGUAUAGCAGCAGAGAACUCAUGUGGCCGCGGUCCAUGGAGUGAAGCAGCAGCGUUCAAAACAUGUUUGCCAGGUGCACCACCAGCACCAUCCAAUAUCAAAAUUACCAAAACGUCCGACGGUGGUGCGCAUCUAACAUGGGAUCCUCCAUCAAGUUCUUCAUCUCUAAUUACUGGUUAUGCUGUUUACUUAGCAGUGAAAAACUCACCGACAGAUAAUACAACAGUUCGUCAGCAGCAAGCCCAACAAGCGUCUCAAAUGGCCUUUGUUCGAGUUUAUGGUGGUGCCCUAGCUGAAUGUUCUGUCAAUGGUGGUCAACUUCUUCAAGCACAUUUGGAUGUCAGUUCGAGUAGUAAACCAGCAAUUAUUUUUCGUAUUGCUGCACGAAACGAACGUGGCUACGGUCCAGCGACACAAGUUCGAUGGUUACAGGACCAACAACAAUCCCCGCAUCAUAAUGCGAAUGCGAACAGUUCGACAAAACGAACGAGUUCAAAUGCGAAUUCAUCAGCGAAAAAACAACGAUUGGCCCCUACUGAUACAUAA